Molecule: messenger RNA, 3159 nt
Organism: Tachyglossus aculeatus (Australian echidna)
Lineage: Eukaryota; Metazoa; Chordata; Mammalia; Monotremata; Tachyglossidae
Gene: MOB1A
Product: MOB kinase activator 1A
Exons: 6
Coding region: 81-725 (214 amino acids)
Biological process (GO): hippo signaling; positive regulation of protein phosphorylation
Cellular component (GO): nucleus; cytoplasm
Molecular function (GO): protein kinase activator activity
Source: RefSeq, a predicted model, not a curated record
CUCUCUCUCUCUCUCUUUCUGUCUCUGGCGCGCAGGCGCGCGCCCGGAGGGCCCCACCGCCCCGCGCCCCCGGACCCAAGAUGAGCUUCCUCUUCCGAUCUUCCAAAACGUUCAAACCAAAGAAGAAUAUUCCUGAAGGGUCACAUCAGUAUGAGCUCCUGAAGCACGCGGAAGCAACCUUGGGCAGUGGAAAUCUCAGACAAGCCGUCAUGUUGCCCGAAGGAGAAGAUCUCAACGAGUGGAUCGCAGUCAACACUGUCGAUUUCUUCAAUCAGAUCAACAUGUUAUACGGGACCAUCACUGAAUUCUGCACGGAAUCAAGUUGUGCAGUGAUGUCCGCAGGACCAAGAUAUGAAUACCACUGGGCGGACGGGACCAAUAUAAAGAAACCAGUCAAGUGCUCCGCUCCAAAAUACAUCGACUACUUGAUGACCUGGGUACAGGACCAGUUGGACGACGAGACCCUCUUCCCUUCCAAGAUCGGGGUCCCGUUCCCUAAGAACUUCAUGUCCGUGGCCAAGACGAUCCUGAAGCGGCUGUUCCGGGUUUAUGCCCACAUCUAUCACCAGCACUUCGACUCCGUGAUCCAGCUGCAAGAAGAGGCCCACCUCAACACCUCUUUCAAGCACUUUAUCUUCUUCGUUCAGGAGUUCAACCUGAUCGACAGACGUGAGCUGGCCCCCCUGCAGGAACUCAUCGAAAAGCUCGGCUCCAAAGACAGAUAAAAGGCUCCGCGGGAGACGUCCGCUUUCAGAUCCCGGAGGGGUCCGCUCCUAUCCGCUUCCUCUACCACUGCAGCCGCUUCCUUGCCAUUCCUCGACCGGUUAGUGACGGCGACGCAGGGCAAAUGGUCAAGCCCACCCCGGCGACGACGGCGGUUUAGAGCACGUGGUCCCGAAGAGGAUUCGGCGUCGGCCUGGUGCUACGGGUCCCGAGGGUCCCGUUUUAGGCCCCUUCCGUCGCCCGCGGGGCUGAAAUUCGUCAGUCGGACACCCGCUUUCUUGUAAAUAGCCGCACCGCUCAGUCUCUUUUCCAGCUUCCGCAGCCGAGGAGGAAAUCUACCCCUCCGUGUCAGGAGAGGGAAGUCGGGGGGGACGGUCGGAAUUCCUUCCUAGCGGCAGUUUGCCAAAAUGGUUAACCUCCCGAGAAGUCGUGGACGGUCGGAAUUCCUUCCUAGCGGCAGUUUUUAUCGGUUUUAACCUCCCGAGAAGUCGUGGACGGUCGGAAUUCCUUCCUAGCGGCAGUUUUUAUCGGUUUUAACCUCCCGAGAAGUCGUGGACGGUCGGAAUUCCUUCCUCGGGGCAGUUUUUAUCAGUUUUAACCUCCCGAGAAGUCGUGGACGGUCGGAAUUCCUUCCUUGCGGCAGUUUUUAUCAGUUUUAACCUCCCGAGAAGUCGUGGACGGUCGAUAUUCCUUCCUAGCGGCAGUUUUUAUCGGUUUUAACCUCCCGUUUCUAUCUUUGAGACACUUUCACAAAGCCUACCUACCGGCAGUUUGCCAAAAUGGUUCACCUCCCGUUUUUAUCCUUGACACAUUUUCAGAAAGCCUUCCUGGCGGUAGUUUGCCAAAGUGGUUCAUCUCCCGUUUUUAUUUUUGAAGCAUUCUCAUAAAGCCCUCUGCUAAAUUCCCAUAGCAAGUUCUUAGAAACUUUUCGCUUCCCAUCGGAUGAUGCCCUUGCUCUUUCGAAGCUGGACGUCUCGGUAUUCCGUUUUUUAAACUAGUCGAGUCACCUCCCGUUUUUAUCUCCGAGACAUUUUCAGAAAGCCUUCCUGGCCGUAGUUUGCCAAAGUGGUUCAUCUCCCGUUUUUAUUUUUGAAACAUUCUCAUAAAGCCCUCUGCUAAAUUCCCAUAGCAAGUUUUUAGAAACUUUUCGCUUCCCAUCGGAUGAUGCCCUUGCUCUUUCGAAGCUUGACGUCUCAGUAUUCUGUUGUUUAAACUAGUCGAUCGUUUUUAUUUCUUUUUACACUCGUGCCGGCCUGUUACCGAUGGACAUUGAUGCCUGUGGCUUUUUUUUAAAAAAAUAUAUAGAAUCAGGUCAUAAAGAGGCAAUCAAGCGUUGAUGCAGUAAACAGCCGAAUGAAUUUUUAUAAUUACUUUUAAGACAGCGAUGCUCUUGGGGCUUGUCGUGACGCCGGACAUAGUCUGCCCAAGGGCCUGGGUGGUUUGGUUUGCCUUGUUUGGUUGGAAUUCAAUAAAUUCAAUUCGAAUUGAAUACGAAUAUUGAAUAUUCGUAUUCAAUAAAUACGAUUGAUUGAUUCUAAAGAUUAGGUUGGCAUCAGUCCAGAUUCCUCUUCUCCCGAGGGAACGUGGGGGGAGAGCAUUCUAGGAAAAGAUGGCAUUAUAAAGCCUCCUCUUCCUGACGUUCCAACUUUUUUCAAGCGCUCGCUGUGGGAAAAACUACUUUAAAAAAAAAAAAAAAUAAAUGCUUGAAUGAUUUUCAGUUUUAGCUUCCUGGGUUCGAAGUCUCCGUUUUUAGAUGCACUUUGGAUUUGCCUUCGAGCCUCAGGAAGACUUUUAGGCCGGGGUGGGAAGACGCGGCCGGGAGGAUUUGAGCGGCGAGAUGGAGGAGAGACACAAAGCAAGGAAUCCCAGAGGACGCGAGCAGUCGAUCGUAUUUCAGUCGUAUUUAUUGAGCGCUUACUGGGUGCGGAGCACUGGACUAAGCGCUUGGGAAGUACAAGCGAGCAGGGAAGUAAGGUUUUGAUUUGAACGGCGGGGACACAAGACAGUCGCAGCUCGGAGGGCUGCUAUCCAGGCUUUGCCGGGCUCCUGAAAAACCAAGCCAACAAACCAGGGCCUGAUUGAAUGGUGUUGAAUUGAACGUGCCAGGCACUGUGCUAAGCGCUGGGAUAGAUAAUGAGCUAAUCAGGCUGGGCAUUGCCCCUGUCCCUUAGGGGCCUCACAGCUUCUAUCCCCAUUUGACAGACAAGGGAACUGAGGCCCAGAGAAGUGAAAUGACUCGCCCAAGCUCACCUAGCAGACAAGGGGCGGAGCAGGGAUUUGAACCCAGCUCCUGCGACCCUCUAGCUCCGGCUCGAAAGAGAGAGGGGCCAACCGAAACCUAAAGCGGGGCUUUUCCUCUUGAUCUGGCCGGGAAAACCCGAGUAUGUCCCCUUUCAUUCCUUCUUUAGUGGUAUUUGUUAAGCACUCACUAGGCGC